AGUAGUAGAAUUUUCGAGGCAACCCGUACCAAGUAGGAUAUUUUCGCGUGUGAUUAGUGAAAAUCUUAGGAUUAGUUACUUGUAGAUUUAUACAAUGUUCUUAAAUCAGACACGGAGAAUGUCAAAUAAAAACAGAGUCAAAGUUUGACGUUCCAUGCCCACACCAUCUCGAAUUUAUUAGUCCAAUAAUACAAUAUGGACUAAAUUCCACAAAGUUCUAUCGUGUAUUCAAAGAUUAUAAAUAUAUUUAAGAUAAGGAAUUUUUCACGCCUCAGCAAUAACAAUGACCGCAACUGCUGUAGAUCAUGGCGUACAGCGUGGAGUCAACCGCGUACUUGUUAAGCUGGAAAAUUCAAUUGAAUCAGGAAACUACUAUGAAGCACAUCAAAUGUAUCGGACAUUGUACUUUCGAUACACCGGUCAACAAAAAUAUGCGGACUGCUUAGAAUUGCUAUGGAGUGGGGCAAUGAAGCUUGUAUUAAAACAACAAGAAACGAGUGCAGCAGAUUUAGCCCUCCUCCUUGUUGACACAUUAGACAAGCGUGGUAGUACUGAAAGUGACCCAAGUAAUGAGGGCGACAUUUGGAUUAAACGGUUGGGCACGCUUAUUGGACUUCUAAGUCCUACAACGGUGGAGCGCGAAACCUUAAUUAGUCGCGCAAUAAAAUGGAGCAGUGAUAUGUCGGGCAAUACAUUAGGGCACCCCGGCAUGCACAAAGCUAUUGCUCAAGUAUUUUGGGCUGAAGGAAAUUGUGAACAAGCACGCCAUCACUUUUUACUGAGUCGUGAUGGAAAUCUUUGCGGUCGUAUUUUAAUGAAGAUCCAUAAAAAUAAAGGCUACAAAAACGAAUUGGAUUUAUUUAUCGUGCAGGCUGUACUACAACAAUUAUGUUUAAAAGAUCGGAAGACGGCUGAAGAUACUUUUAUAUCUUACACUUCAAAUCAUUCGAGCAUUAGACGUAAUGAGGCUCCAUUCAAACAACCGCUAUUAAACUUUAUACACUUUUUGUUUCGUUGUAUCGACACUGGACGACAUGACACAUUUCGUGCUUUGUGUGAUCUAUAUAAACCAUCGUUGAAUAGAGAUCCUUCGUUCGAGAAAUAUUUGGUCAAAAUAGGAAUACAUUUCUUUGGUGUUGCACCGCCAUCUACAACAACUGGAGGAGGCUUAAUGGGAGGCAUGUUUGGUGACUUAUUUACGCGCUUAUUCCAAGGAUUCGAUGACGAUGAUGACGAUAGCCAACAUGGGCAACAAUUAAGGGCCAACACACGUUUACGUACUGGUGGCGCUCCAAACUCUGUCAAUCUAGAUUAACAUCAAUAGAAAUGACGACACGAAAUAAUCAUGUUUUUUUUUUUCAAUGAAAUAAACUAUAGUUUUAGCAUGUUAAUUUGACAAUUUUUUUUCCCGUAGUCAUAUAUAAAUAGCCUAACUUCAUAACUGAAAUCUCAUUUCGAAUAUUUUCUACAAGUUAAAGUGUUCAAUUCAAAAUGCAUCAUUGUAACAGCUUUAGCCAUUACAGAAACCGAAUCUAGUAUAUAAUUUUGUUAACAAAUAUAAUUAAUUUUAAUUUAAUUAUAGUAAAUCUUUUAAGAUUGAUACGUUCAAAUAACAUUUCAUCGAAUAUAUUUCGGAGUGCUCUAAAAUAUAAAGAAUAUGUGGUCCAA
This is a messenger RNA of Bactrocera oleae (olive fruit fly), 1668 nucleotides long. Its product is annotated as Golgi to ER traffic protein 4 homolog. The record is from RefSeq and is a predicted model, not a curated record. Gene Ontology annotation, cellular component: BAT3 complex; cytosol. Gene Ontology annotation, molecular function: protein binding. NCBI's taxonomy places the organism in Eukaryota, Metazoa, Arthropoda, Insecta, Diptera, Tephritidae. Gene Ontology annotation, biological process: protein insertion into ER membrane.